This is a messenger RNA of Pseudo-nitzschia multistriata, 6588 nucleotides long. The record is from the annotation of a GenBank genome assembly. NCBI's taxonomy places the organism in Eukaryota, Bacillariophyta, Bacillariophyceae, Bacillariales, Bacillariaceae.
CGCAACCUCCUACCUUCUCUUAUCCACAAGAGGCGAACGAAUCCAACUCGCACUCGCAACAAGAGAAGAAGAACACCGAUAUCAAACAACAGCGAUAUCAAUAAUACACAAUGGUCGACGAAACCUCUUUCCCCCGUGGCAGCAGCCACUCGGCCAAGAAGAUCGAGCCCGCAGAGACCACCAGCAAAGAGCUGCUCCGCCCCAGCCAGAAACGAAAAGCUUCCGGCGAAAAGGCGGGCGCUUCGCAAGCAGCGCCGACGGCCUCGAGCAUCGAAAAGGACUUUUUGUUCGGAAGCAAAAAGACAAAGGAGGGAAAAUCCUCCUCGUCGUCCAAGCGCCGCAAAACAGACGAUGCUCCCGUGGCCAACAAACACUCCCUUCUGCCCCUGGGAGGCGGAGGCGUCGUGGUGUCGACGAGAAAGCACAAAAAGGAAAACAGCGGCACGACCACCGUGUCCACCACCACCCACAUCGAGGCCCUGGGGUUCUCGAAGAUGGCCAAGGGCACCAAGGUCCUCGCCUGCGUCCGGGAAGUCCAGGAACACUACGCCAUUGUCAGCCUGCCCAACCUCCUGACGGCCUACAUCCUCCCCCAGGGCAAGCCCGGCCAGACCCCGAAAUACCCGCUGGCCAACACGCUGCGGGUCGGACAGACGAUCGCCGUGGUCGUGACGAAAAUCGCCGUGGAACCCGUCAAGGGGGGCAAGCCCCGCCGCCGGAUCCAGGUGUCGGCCCUGCCCCAGGCCGUCAACCCGCGCCUGCUGCUGGCGGGGGAGAUCGGCGGCAACACCGGGAGCGACCUGACGAGCGCCGCAAACCGCCUGGCGCGGGCGAUGGUGCCGAUACGGGGACAGAUCCUCUCGGUCGAGGACCACGGGUGCGUCGUCGAGCUGGGGUUCGGAAAACGCGGCUUUCUCUCCUUCGAUCAGGUCGGCAGCAGCGGAAAACACAAGGACAACAACUAUGUCAUACUAGAGGAAGACGAAGAAUACGAAGACGAGGAAGACGACGAUGUUUCGAAGCGCCCGAUCAUUUUGCAGCAAGGGCGAAUCUACGACUUUAUGGUGCUGCCAAUAAAUACCGCCUCGGACAAGGAACAAUCCGCUACCACCGUCUUCCCCCUGUCGCUGCAAACCACGCAGCGCAUGGCCAAGCAAACGGUAUCGAGCCUCACGAGCAAUGCUUCUGGCAAACACGGCAAGGGGGGGAGCAAAAAAACAACCACCGUCCCGUUUUCCUUUUCGUCCCUGACUCCCGGCUGGCUAGUCCAGGUGAAGGUCGAAGCGAUCGCCAACAACGGUCUCUGCGUGUCUCUCUUUGGGAACGUCUUUCGGGGUGCCAUGGAGAUGAACCACCUGGGAGCGACGCUGAUUCCAAACGCGAAGGACGGGGCGGCCGCCGGUGGCCCGGACGGUGGUUUCCAGCGACUCGCCGACGGCCUCUUCCAGAACCACCAGCACUUCACCGCCCGCAUCCUGGCCGUCGACGUGCCCACGAAACUGAUCCGUCUCUCCAUGGCGCCGCACAUCUUGACGCUCGCGCAGCCCAGCGAGCCCAAGAAUCCCCUCCGGGCCUUCCCCACCACCGGAUCCAUUGUUCGGGGCUGUACCGUUGUGAAACUGGAUCCCGGCAUCGGGGCGCUCCUGGCACUGCCCUCCGAACACAACAUUGCAGAAGACUCGCUGCUGCCCAAGAGCAUGGCAAAGUCGUGCGACCUCUUUCAGAAUUCUGCCUUUGAGGAAACGAGCCACAUCCGAAAGGUAUACGUGCACAUUUCCAAGGCACUGGACGAGAGCGAGGAGGCCGAGACAGACAACGACGGGUCUGUCAAGGGAAAGUUCCUCAAGGAAUUUGCACCCUCCACCCAACACGACGUUCGCAUUCUGAGUACCGGUCACUGGUUGGAAGGAAUCGCGACCGGUGGAUGCGCCCCCUCCAUCCUGAAGGCGCACGUUCUUACCCAUGCCGAUCUGGUUCCCGGAAAAGUUUACAAACAGGUGCCCAUCUGUAGUCACUUGCAAGGUGGAAGCAUCCUGGUGCAGCUGGGAGGAGGAAGCAGCAGAUCAAGCAAGGGAAAGAAAAAGAAGAGCCCGUCGUCCUCGCACCAGGUCUCGGGACUCAUUCCUCCCGCUCAAUUGUUUGACGUAGUGUCGAAGAAUUCUUCGGAAUACAGGCAAAAGAUUUUCAAAACAAAAUACGCCGUCGAUGCCAAGGUCGACGUGAGGGUUUUGUGGGUGGAUCCCAUCCGGAAAAAGUGUCUGGUCACUGCAAAGAAGACGAUUGUCCAAGCGAGUCAGGAACAGAUCAUUACCGAUUAUUCGGAUGCCAAGGUCGGUCAGAUCGCCGUAGGAUUCGUAUCUAGGGUAGACGACCAGGGCCUCAGCAUCACCUUUUGCAACAAGGUUUACGGAAAAGUCACGGCGCGGUCUUUGGCAGCGGAUUUAGGAGUGGAAGAUCACAGAGAGACGUAUAGCGUCGGCGAUGUUGUCACGACCCGAAUCGUCAAGGUGAAGAAAGUUACUCGAAAGCAAUCAUUCGAAGAAGACGACGAAGAUAGUGAAAUGGAUGGAGACGACGAUGUUGAAAUGCAGUCCUCUGGCGGUCGCGAACACUUUGAAUUGGUUCUUAGUCUCAAGGUUCACGGCGGUGAUGACGACGACGAUGCAAUGAAUGAGGACGAAGUCGACAUUCACAAUCCCCAGCAAGUACGCCUGAGAGCCGGUGCUAUCCUUCCAGGUAAAUCAAUGAAGAUUGUCGAGCUCGUCAACGGCAAGCCGAAGAAAUCUGGUGGUUAUGUACCCGGAUACGCAAUCGUUAGUAUCAAAUCGAAACAUUUGGUGGACGGAAAAUCCCUUGGCAAGGCCAAGAUGCUAUCCAACAUCGAGUGCAAACUACCCUACAACAACCUGGCAGAUAGUUUUGAACCUGUCGAUAUCCUGAACGUAGAAAACCUAGAUGCUCUUGCCAAGCGUGUGUUAACCGUCGGAAAGAAAAUCAAACAGCAAGGCUUGGUGUUAGUGGAUCCCCAAAAGUCAAAUGUUGACUAUGCUAGUGGAAUCGGAUCGAUGCCGGUGGUGUCUCUCCGAAAGAAGCUCAUCGAAACGAUUGAAAAUCAAUCGAAUGCGAAGGGAGCAGAUCCCGAAAAGGUUCCAAUAGUUCCAUCGCCUAGCACACGUUUGUUCGUUGGUGCCUAUCUUCUCGGUUUCGUGGCCCAGGUUGACACGCGCCACGGUGCCUUUGUGCGAUUUCUGGACGGCAUGACGGGUUUGGUGCCGAAAAAGAGUGGCGGCUUGCAGCUCCAUCUUUACGAUACCCUGGUCACCAAGAUUGCGGUCAUCGAUGACUCCGUCGUUCCCCACCGUAUCAUGCUCGAAACCGUUUCGGGAUCAGACCAUAUUGCUUCCAUUGACACUAAGAAGAUAAAUACAUCCUUCAAGGUCGGUGAUAAGAUUUCCAAGGCAAAGCUGACGAACAUUCAUUUCCUAGAAGCAUCCCUAAGAACGGGUCCUAAUAAAGAGAGUGUUUACCUGCAUUGUUCGGAUAAAGAUUCCAAGCUUUCUGUCAUCAAAGAACGCAAAAAGCCCCUUCGCAAACAGUCUCCUGAUGUUACCAAAAACCACCCUUUCUACAAUCUCAAAGCCGGUAAAGAGCUACAAGAUUUGACCGUCCUUUCUAUUCAAACCUCAGGAAACAAAGUCAAAGUGUGGGUUACAGAUAAGAAGAUUGAUUCGGAAAAGUCCGACGCACCUCUUUUUAUCGAAAAAGCUUCUGAUCUCAGUCAAGGAAUGAAAAUUACGGGUAUCGUCACAGCAUUUGCCAAAGACAAUAACGGCAUCUUCGUCCAAAUAAGUCCAAAACUUCGGGGAUUUGUUUCUGGUCUGGAGCUUUCGCGCGACACAAAUGUGUUGAACGACUUAGAGUCACAUGUUCCCUUGGGAGCAGCGAUCGAGUGCCGUGUGAUCAAAGUGCAAAGCAAGGGCGCUUCCAAAGAUCCAUUUAUCAUGUUGUCAGUAUUGGCUUGCGAAACAAAAUCUGCCCAAAUUCCGAAGCCUGUUGCCGGAGAUCUUGUGAUUGGAAGGAUCAAUAAGGAUAUGAAGUCCGUUCUUGCUCCUUCCUUAAUGCUGAAUUUGCGUGGAGCCGUUGGUCGAUGCUGCAUUACCGAACUGGAAGAACCAGAUGAAUGGGUGAACAUGCCAUUGGGACAACCGAAGAAAGAAAAAAGUGAUGACGAUGAUGCCAUGGACGAGGGAGAUGGCGAUGGCGAGAAUACUGAAGUCGAAGAGUAAGUGCAAUUAUUUGGGAAUACGAUGUUGUGACAAGUGCACCUGCGGAACGGUUAUAUACACAUUCGUGAAUCAACUGUGAAGCGUAGUUCCUCGGAACUACUGAACGGCGCAAAUAUUAUUAUUGGUUGUUGGUGUGGAGAUGCUAGUCUAAACCUAAGACCAGUCGCGAUGAACUACCUCCUACAUUCAUUUUACCCGCAGAAUUUGUCUAACAUUCUGCUUUUUCUUUACCUUUUUCUUGAUCGAAUGGUACAGUGAUUACGUCAACAAGGAGUAUGUUGAAUGCAGAGUUCUUGGUAAAGACUCGAGCGGAAAACACGUAGACGUAAGUUUGCGUUCCAGUCGAAUCAGUGGAGACCUCGAAGAUGACCCCGCACCGACCACGGGAGAUGUAGUCCAGGGAUAUGUGUUACAAACGACAAACAAAGGGUGCUUUGUUCGCAUCUCAAGAACUGCUGAAGGUAGAUCGACACUCAGAGAACUAUGCGAUGGUUACAUUGCGAAUCCUACUGCGUCUUUCCCGAUGGGGCGGCUUGUCGUUGGGAAGAUCAAAGAGACUCGACCCGUAUCCAAAAAAGGAAGACACUCCAAGGAUUCCGUAAAGAUUCAAGCCGAUUUGGACAUGAGAGAAUCAGUCCUUCUGGAGGAGGCAGAAAAUCUUUUGUCUUACGAAGACAUCGAGGAAGGAAAGAAGUACAAGGGAACUGUACAAACCGUCACUAACUACGGUGUUUUUGUUCGAAUCGAACGAAGCAACAUGGACGGGCUGGUGCACUUGAGCGAAUGCAGUGACAAGUUCGUGAAAGAUCUGGAAGCUCUCUACAGUCCUGGGGAUCUUGUCAAGGUUCUCGUGGUCAAGAAGGACGACGAGGCGAAGAGAUUGGGACUAAGCAUGAAGGCCAGUCACUUCGAGGACGACUCCGAUACCGACGACUCGUCGGUCGAUAGCGAUAUCGAAAUGCAAGACAGCGACGACGAAAGUGACGACAUGGAAAAUGUUCGAGAACUACAAGAUUCCGACGAUGGUUCGGAUUCCGACGACGAAAAUUACGCCGCGAAGCUCGCUGCCAAAAUGAAUGACGAGGACGACGAUGGCAGCGACGACGACGGCUCGGGCUCCGAAGAUGACUCCGAAGACGAAGGCGAUGGCAGCGACGACUCGUCCUCCGACGACGAGAGCGACGACGACGAAAAGGAUGUCCUCGAUACCAACGUCGGCUUCAGCUGGGGCGCGGCCGCCCUCGGAAGCAACUCUUCCGGAGCCGGGGCGAAGGAAGGCGAUUCCUCGGACGACAGCGAUUCCGAUUCGGACAGCGACGACGACGAGGGCGAAUUCGGAAACGAAAAGUCGAAUUCCCGCAGGUCCCGAAAGCGCCAGGCCAAGAAGCGCCUCGAGGAGCAGGAGACCUCCCGCCGCGAAACCGCCCUCGCAGACGGUACCGCCGACAGCAACCCCGAGACGGCCGGCGACUUUGAGCGCCUGCUGAGCGGGGAACCGAACAACUCGGAGCUGUGGAUCCGCUACAUGGCCUUCCAUCUCUCCCUCGCGGACGUGCCGGCUGCCCGGAAGGUGGCCGAAACCGCCCUGGAGCGCAUCGAGUUCCGGGAGGAGAAGGAAAAACUCAACGUGUGGUCCGCCCUGCUCACGCUGGAGCACAAGUUUGGCAACGACGAGACCUUCCAGGGCGUCAUCGAUCGGGCCUGCCAGCAGAACAACCCGAAACAGGUGUACAUGAGGGCCUGCGAAAUCCUGGCCAACGACGCCGAGCAGUCCUCCAACGACCCCGUUUCCGUCAAGAAGGCGGACGCUUUGUUUGCAACCAUGUGCAAGAAGCACAAGUCCAAGAAGACGGUGUGGCUGGCCCACAUGCGUUACCUGCUGAAGCAGUCGCGCGACAAGGACGCCCACGCCCUGAUGAAACGAGCGAUGAUGAGCCUCGGGAGCCACAAGCACGCGGAGACAAUGAGCAGGUUUGCCCAGAUGGAGUUCGAGCUCGGAAGCCCCGAGCGCGGGAGAACCAUUUUCGAUGGUCUCUUGCUGAAAUACGCCAAGCGAUUGGAUCUGUUCUUUGUCUACCUGGACAAGGAAUGCAAGUUUGGAAACCUCGAGCACGCCCGGUCCAUGCUGGAGCGCAAGGUGGAGGAGCGCAAACUGUCCGAUCGCCAGAUGAAGAGCCUCUUCAAGAAAUGGUACCGAAUGGAAGAAGAACACGGUACCGAGGAGACCCAGGAACACGUGAAGGAAUCGGCCCGUGCCUAUGUUACGACGUCCACCAAAUAAGAAUAGAAGUCUAAAGCUAUG